AAGUAUUAUGUGGAAUCGAUUUCGUGCAUCUGUUUUAAGCUUAUACUGGUCCAAAAAACACGACAGGUGCUUGUCAGUAUCUUUUCUCUCAUUUAUCGUUCGUCCUUUUUCCGUCAACCUCCACGCACUAUGACGUUAGAGACUAUAAAUUGGAUGAGCAGGUGUUCCACAUGUUGAUGACAAUCAGAAACCCGUUUGUGAUAUCAAAAUAACAAGAUUUUUGCAUUCAAAGUGCAAGGCACAGAUGUUGAAACAUGAUCACUUGAAUAUUUUCUGAAUAGAGCCAUUUGUGGUGUUUGUGCAGACUAGCUUCUCAUGUCUCAUCUCUUUGUCAAGUAAAGUUCUUUUUUUUUCCUAUAGAGUAGGUCUUGUGUAUAGUGUUGCUAGCAUGGCACUUCCUUUUUUUGUUGUUCUGGGACCAGAUAUACCUGCAACUGUUUACUUUCCUUCUUUCAUGAACCCCUUUUUCCCACCUUCUACCUAAUGGUGUUUGUAUGGAGGCAAUUGUGAAGAAUUGUAUCCGUAAGACGAGGCUGACGAAAGGCCUUUUUUUUUCAAUUCUGACGUAAAGUUGCAAAAGUAACGUAAGCUAAACGAAUCUAGAAAGAAACAAAAGAAGGUUCUUUCUUACGAAAAGACGGUGUGUGUGUGUGUGUAAAGUGUUAUGCAGCCCGGUGUGUAAAGUCAAGCUGUUUCCUGUGUCGGCUAAAACAAGAAACAACAGCAGCUGAUGUUGUUUUUGACGUCCGUUUACCUGGCCGCCCCUUUUACGCCACAUGGUCGUCGACCACCUACCCGUAACGAAAAGAAUCUAAUCAGGGAAAAACAAAAGUCAAAAACUAUUGCCGAUAUUUAAACGUAGUGAUACGUUAGACAUAAAACAAGAAAUGCGAAGAAAAAGAGCCAAACAGCAAUAGCCAUAUUUCUUGAGGAAAACGUUAGAGCUUUUUGUUUUGUUUUUAUUGGUCAGCUAUUCUCUCACGUUGGCCUGUUUUGCCUAUUCCAUUAUUUUUUUUUCCUUUUAAAUUUCCAUACUCCCAGUUUGUUCUAGUUCCGGUAGGAGUUAAAAACAAAACAAAAACUCCCGUCGGCCAAAUGGCACGCGACAGGGGUUUUUUAAACUUCUAUAUUUAUUAAGAGGUAGCACGUGGUGUUGGGUCAAAGUCAAAUAGCAAAAGAAAAAAAGAUGGGUGUAGGGGGGCGUGUGUAGGAGAAUGGGCAACUGUUUCCAAUAUGUGAGUGUGUGUUGAAAUUCGGCUUUACCAUCUGGUCACAAGACCCUUAAUGCCCGUCCGACCGGUUCAGGGCAGCUGCCUCUCGUUUUUAUCCCCUCGCUAACGAACUGGCAAUAGACUUUACACUAACCAAGUAUAGCAACUCCUUGAAAACGAGUGUUGAAUAUUCUAUAAACACGUUUUUCAGUCCUUACGCAUUCACUUAAAGCCAUCGAGUUAGGCCAAGUUGAACAAAGAACAUCAUUUUUUGUUUAAGUAUCGAAUUGGAUUCAAGUAAAUCUAAUUUCUGUCUGCAAAAGGAUGAUGUAUGCGCUGAGGGUUCGUGAACUUUUGUCGGAGGGACACCCAUAGAUAAUGUGGAACGUCCUUCGUGUAGACGCCGCGGCGCGUGACUCUGCGGUUAUCCGUCACGCCGGACACACACCGCAUUGGGCAGACAUUCGUUUGUUCCUUUUUUUUUUAUUAUUUAUUGGUUGUUCUCCUGGAAAAUACGACAACGGGUAAUAACAUCAGCUUUUCUCAAAAUGGAUUGAAAAUCAUUUCCGCUUCUGCGGCAGUUUUUCUUCAGCACCCACUCCGCCCCUCACACAAUGUUUGGUCGUUUGAUGCCCUCAUUUUUGUGUGUGUGUGUGUGUGUGUGUGUCAAGACAAGAAGCAAAAAGCCGGCACGUACUCUGGGCGUUGCGGUUUCAUGUCCGGCCGGAUGUCUUAAGCGUAGCAACUUCCUUCUUCUUGCCCAUUUCCCAAUGCCAUUCUAAUGGUGCGCUCGCGCGUGCAACCUUAAACUUUCGAUAUAGUCUUUAACUCAACACAUACACGUACAUGUAUCAUUCUGAAGUUAUCCGAAGGGCAUCGCCUUUUUUUUCUUUCCCCGACAUUUUUAUUUUUAACAUUAUUAUUAGACCGAAACUUUCCUUUCACCUGCUGUUCGUUCGACACGAUUGAAUUCACGCCGAAGUAGGGAGCAGGUUCGGCGUGAAGGUAGAAUUCGAUAUCACACUAAAAGUUUAGCAGCAAAACAAUAGUUUUUUUUAAGUUUUUUUUUAAAUCAAAGUUUGAAUUUCUAAAAGUUGAUGAUUCAUCAUCGAAAUUUCUCUGAUGACCAUAGCGAGGCUCAAUGCGUCACAAAGUUUUUUUUUUGGCAAUAGACUGACGACUUUGGCGGUAUCUCUUCUUUUUUCUGUCGGGAGUUUGUGAGCACGACCGAGUGCAAGGUACGAUGGAUCAUGUUUCGUGGUCGACGAACAUCAGUCCCGCAAAAGGAAAAAGAGAGAGAGAGAGAAACAAGUGCGGCUUUUUCUCUUUCAAACAAAAAAAAAAAAGUCAGGAAAGCCAAAUAAAUAAAACAAAAAAGUUUCAAGUGUAUAGCGGCUAAGCUCUGGCACUCGCGUACUGGAAUUUCCUGUGUGUGUGUGUAUAUAUAUACAAUAGCACCCCAAGUUUGGGAGAAAAAAAAAAGUUUACCUCUUUGUGUAUGUGUAAUCUCCGCGUGCAGAUAAUUCAAAAAGAGCUUGCGAGAAUGUAAGUUUGAGUUUUAAAAUAAAAGUCACGAAAGAAUGCCAUUUAUUUAUUGGCCGCGUAUGUUACGUCACUCGCCAACGAUUUUGCGUCAGACGUAUAUACCCACUAAUUUCGUGUAAUAAUGCACUUGGGUGUGUUAUUAUUAAUUAUUUUUUUGUUGUCUGUGUGACCGAAGACGACACGCGCCUGUCUGCCGGAGGGUUUUCCAAAUAAAACAUGGAAUAUAGUUUGCUGGAGAAUUUGUUUUUUUUUUUCCUUCUGUGUGUGUGUGUGUUAAUCGUUAAACCACACACGCUAGUGCAUCGGCUGCUGGUGAAUCGUGACAGACACUACACACAUGGCGCAUCGCCUUUCCAGUCCAGCAUAUGCUGGUAAACCCAACACCUGGCGGACACCUCCACCCUAUUGCCCCUCCGAUCCAGCAGUUCCUCCUGCCCUUGUGUAUCAUCUGCCGUAAGCAGCCCCACUGCCCUACCCUUGCUAUCUUUUUGUCCCCCCCGUAUUUCUAUUUUCCUAUUCAAUUGUGCAUAUAUCCCCCUGUGCCUUAUACUAUGCGGUAUAAAUGCAUUUAUCAGACACAAAAGGGAGCUGCUGAAGAACCUUAUAGAACGGCAGCUGCUCUUGUAGGACUAUGCGCGCUGUUGAAACACCAUCGGUCCCUAAAAAUAUCGAUCAACAAUAGACGCCGGGCCCUGAAAUGCAUAAAGUUUAGUCAUAAUGGCGCGGCAACUGUUUCCUCGUUAUAAACAUACAAUGUUUCUCUACCUUUUUCCUGGAUACUAUCGGAUUGUGAAUCGAUCGCUGCUGCCUACACACUCUUUCCCGGUGUGUAGGCGUAUAUUUUCAUCAGGUUUCUUUUGAUUAUUUGCUUUAGCUCUAUGGACCAAGGCAGCUGAUGCGAUCUACACGAUCCCUCUUAUUAUUAUUAUUUUUUUUAAGAGAGGGGGGAGUUUAAAUAUUUACCUACACAUUAGAGGAUGGUUACAUCUCUAAAAUUGGAAAGUACUUUUUUUUUUUUAUUUCCCGUCACUUGUCCGGCUGUGUAACGUACAUGAUCCUUGACAAGCAAGACGUUUUCACUGGAAUGACGGAAACAUGUGUUAGGGUGCUUCCUUCCAUCUUGUGUGAGAGAAAGAGAGGGGCAAGAGAAAGGCGUAUUUGUCCACCCCGCACAGCGUCGACCGGAAGGGUUUCCAUGGGCCGGAAGGAUCAGUUCAUCCCUUGGAAGAAGCAGUUUUUUGCCAACGUAAUAAAAAAAAAAGGAAAUAGUUCGUGUUGUUUACGUCUUCUUCGAUUACUCACUCUCAAAAGAGGAUGAAGAAAAAGGGGUGGAAUGAGCAAGGAAAGAAGGGGAUCUGGCUUCUUUCUCUAUUUUAGAACCCAAGAAAGUCACAUGUGAAAGGGGGAAACGAAGGGGGGGCGUCGUCAGCGUCGUUUUUCUGUUUUGAAUUCUUGGACGGAGAUGCGCCCCCUUUCCCCGUCUUUUUUUUUUCCCUUCGCUAACAGCAGCGCACGUCUCGUUUCCGCUCCAAGAACUUCAGGAUCUUUCAUAGAUCCACCACCCCUCUGCUGAGCGUCGCCGUCUGUUCUUUGGAAAAAAAAAAAAAAUGCGAUGGUGGUUGGUUUCCACCUCAUAGUUUAUCCUCUUUUUUUUUUUAUUAUUAUUAUUUGUUCCUCCCCCCAUGAUCCACCCCUGAAGAGAGAGAGAGGAAAAAGCCCUGGAGGGGGAGCCAGAAGCGAUCCGGCUGUAUACAUGUUCCAGCCGCUGGCCGCUGCUGUUGACUGGCGAGUUUUUGUGGCAGCUGUGCACACUUCCACCGCCGAACGUCAAUAGACUUUCAAGCUCCACCGGUUCAGUAGCGCCAUUCGAAAGCCGACCAUCCGGCAGUGUAGACCCUCUCCUGUCUACCCGCUUCUACCCUGUUCCAUCAGUCGGUCCGUUCGUGUGACCCAGUGCGCUUGUAUUUUUUGUUUUGUUUAGUUUGUUGGCCCUUUUUUUUCUUCUCGGUUAUAUUUGCUUCGCUUUUGCGGUGCUUUGCUUGGCGUGUCUUGUGAGAGUGAAUACCAAAGUUCCGUUUGUUUUCCUUCCGUGGGAAAAACAUUCCAGAAACACGAAGACACGAACCGCUUUUAAAAAGAAAAACGUUUUCACUGAUUAUCGUGAAUUUCGCAGCUGAGGAAUUGCAUCGAUCAUUUUCCACGAAUUUCUGCCAAUCGCUGGACAUUUGUGUGAUAUUUAAAACAAAAAAAAAUUCGACAUUACACUGAACCUAAAUCAAAUUUGUUUGGUCAAAUGGUGACCGAGUUGAUCACGACAGACUCGGGGAAGACCAAGUCCAGUCCCAAAUCGCUCAAAGGAGCCAUGAAAGUCAUCAAGAAGCUUAAAGGGCGUAUUGGAUUAGGCUCAAACAAUGGCGACGGCAGCGCGUCCCAGCCGGUCCUCCAGUUUCACAACACGCGCGGAGAGCACGUCCGUUUAUCCGCCGAUCGCAGCACGGCUCGUCGAGUCGAUUCAUUCUGCAAAGGCAUCGCUUUCUCUCAGCGGACAGUCCGCCCCAACGAAAAGGUUUAUUUACGCGUGGCGGAAUGUUCCACCUCGUGGAACGGAGUCCUUCGCAUUGGUUUCACUUCAUGCAACCCUGCGUCCUUCAGCGGUGUUUUACCUAAAUACGCCUGCCCCGAUUUGACAAGCCGCCCAGGAUUUUGGGGUAAGGCUUUGCCUGAACGCUACGUCGAAGUUGGCGUUCUGUUCUCGUUCCAUUUCACAGCCAGCGGCGAUGUGAUGCUCAACGUCAACGGACAGGACAAGGGCGUCUUUUUGACGGGUGUUGAUGCUCGCACCCCACUCUGGAUCAUGGUGGACAUUUACGGCAACACGACAGCCGUCCAAUUUGUCGAUCCUCGAGGCAGUUUGAAUAACAAUCCGAUGCGCAAUUCUCCGACAAGGAGAAGUACCACGAGUUUGCAGUCGAGCGCAUCCAGCAGUGGAAUUAGCAGCACUUUGGCUUCGAAUGACAUCAACCAGCGGCCGCAACACCUCCAGCAACUGCACCAUCAGCAGCAAAUGCCACGGCCGCGCAGCGAGGCCGAUUUGCUCGUUUCAAUGAACGCGCUCAACCUGAACCGUGGGCCGCAUCAAAUUCCAAGUCUGCCCCUUCCGCCCAUUCCUGGAAGUCUCCAACAGCAACUGCAAUCGUCCAGCAGUUCAGCUGGCCAGCCACCGGCACCGCCCGCCGUCCUCCAGAAUUUCCCGCCUCCUCCUCCAUUGCGUCAUUACCGCCAUCACGUCUUCCAGCCGUUGACAUUUCACCCGCGCACGCACGGCGUCAACAUCCGCAUGGGCCCCGAUUGCCGCACCGCCGUCCGCCACGAUGCCGAAUUCUGUAAUGGAUACGUUCUUUCAUCGAGGCCAAUCAAUCCGGGAGAGUCGUGGGUCGUUCAAAUUGUGCAGACGGAAUCGAUUUACGUCGGUGGUAUGGGAUUCGGAUUCACUACUUGCAAUCCGGCAUCGCUGUCUUCAACUGACUUGCCCGAUGAUGCCGAUCAACUUCUCGACCGACCUGAAUACUGGGUCAUUUCCAAGGAUGUGGCACAUGGACCCAUUCUGGGUGACGAAAUCGAAUUCCACCUGUCACACACUGGUGAAGUGACGAUGAUGAGAAACCGAGGCUCUGCCACGCUUUUGAUGCACGUUGACGUUUCGCUGCCGUUGUGGGCCAUUUUCGAUGUUUACGGCAGCACCAGAGCUGUCCGUCUGCUUGGCACCAUUUCAUCACCUCCGCCAGUGGCCGAACCGCCGGCCGUCAUCUACCAGGCGCCUCCUCGCGUGAGCCCACCUCGGCCACAACAAGCUCAGCCUAUUUAUCAAUCCGUCCCAUCCGCUCAUAUGAUGCAACAGUCGUUUCCGUCGGGUGUUUUGUCUUCCGGCACGGCGUCGUCGUACGUGGAGACGUUGACGCAGAGUCUCAAUUGCCAAUCGGCUGGCGGAGGCGCCAGCAGCGAGUGCACCGUCUGCUACGAACGCAGCGUCGAUUGCGUCCUCUACUCGUGCGGUCACAUGUGCCUGUGCUACGAUUGCGCUCUGACCCUCUACCACGGAGGACGGACGGCCGGUGGCCAAGGAUUGUGCCCCAUCUGUCGGGCACCGAUUCGUGACGUCAUUCGAGCCUACCGAUCUUAGUUCAACUGACUGCAUUUGUUUGUUUUGUCUAUUCCUUCUUCUCUUUGCUUUCUUUUCCAAAAGUCACGUAAUGAAAAUGGUGUUUGCUUCUCCUACUCGAUGCCCUAGUCGGUUCGAAUCGAGAGAACUAUAUCUCGAUUGAAACAAAACGUAACCAAAGUCACAGGCAUUCGAAACUUUUGACUCCACUUUCAUUCAACAAAUUUUCGUCCAUUCUUUCGCUAUUUUUCGAGUGUUUGAAUUUCUUUUCUUUUCUUUCUUUUCUUAUUUUUCGCGACACAAUCAGAGAAUUUCAAAUCAUUUGAGUCAACGGUGGUCGGUGUACAAACAAAAUUUUUCGAGAUAUAAAAAAAAUAUGUGUUAGCCAAUUAGAAGUUGGUAUUAUGAAUUCAGGACAACAAACACAAACAACAGAAAAGGCAAAGGGGGAACGAGAGAUAAUCUAACCUGUUAUUGUAAUUUUGUUUCGUCAUAAAACAAAACAACAACAAAUUCUCUAGUAGAACGAACGUCCUUUUGAGUAUUAUUUCUGUUGUGUGUAGAUAAGCAACGACAACAAAAAAAAAGAAAAAAACAAAAACAAACAUUAUUAGAACGCAGUGAAGUAGAGAAAAAGAAAGUGGUGGUAAUUGGGAGGGCGGGUGACGUGAAAAAGGAGGAACUUUUUCUAUAAUUUUGGUCUGUGUAUGGAUAGAUUGGUUCGUGUCACGAGUGUCCCCCUCCACAACGGAGACGAACGGCCCAUCACCGAUUAUUUGUUUGCGUUUUACAUUGAAUUUAACACAUACUUUAAACUUAAAUCACGCCCUUCACUCAUUAUUCGAUUCUACAAAAACAUCCGCCACGUCCCCAUUUUUCUUUGUGUGUUUGAACGCGUCUGAUGUCUUGCAUAUUCUUUCUCCUAUCACAUGUUUUUUUUUUUUUUAAUAAUGAAAUGAUUAUCAAUACAGAAAAAUGACGACAAUCAUUUUUUAAAACGAA
Messenger RNA from Daphnia magna, 7917 nucleotides. It is a transcript of the gene neur, whose product is annotated as protein neuralized. Gene Ontology annotation, molecular function: ubiquitin protein ligase activity. The record is from RefSeq and is a predicted model, not a curated record. NCBI's taxonomy places the organism in Eukaryota, Metazoa, Arthropoda, Branchiopoda, Diplostraca, Daphniidae. The coding region runs from base 5050 to 6936 and encodes 628 amino acids. The transcript has 6 exons.